Molecule: messenger RNA, 3085 nt
Organism: Rattus norvegicus (Norway rat)
Lineage: Eukaryota; Metazoa; Chordata; Mammalia; Rodentia; Muridae
Gene: Cylc2
Product: cylicin 2
Biological process (GO): cytoskeleton organization
Cellular component (GO): cytoskeletal calyx; perinuclear theca
Molecular function (GO): structural constituent of cytoskeleton
Source: RefSeq, marked validated
AUCACCAAACUUAGGCCCUGGCACGUCACAGGUGGAAGAAAUGUCUAUACCAAGAUUCCUAAAAGUAACAUAUGGAGCAUACGAUAAUUAUAUUCCAGUCAGUGAAUUAAGCAAAAAAUCAUGGAAUCAGCAAUACUUUUCCCUGGCAUUUCCCAAACCACCAAGGCCAGGAAAGAAACGGAGAUCACUACCUUCCCAGUUACAGAACAAUCCAGCUCCUGUAAUUGAUGAACAAAAAUUAGGAAUUCACAAACCACCAUUAUGGAUGCACCGUUCCCUGAUGAGAAUAUCUGAGAGACCAUCAGUUUAUUUGGCUGCCAGGAAGAGCCUUCCACCAAAACCACCUCGUUUUGGCAAGGGAGAGUUUAAAAGAGCGGGCACAACCAAGACUUUGGCUUCAGAAAAAUCAAAGAAAGAAGUGAAACUGAAAAAAGAUGAAUGUGAAGCAAAAGAGAAGAAAGCUCUAAAGACAGAGAAGGAAGAAAAUCUCAAACCAGUUGAUACAAAAAUUUCAAAGGAUUCACAGAAGGACAAGGGAAAAAUAUCUUCAGGCUCUGAAGGUGAAAAGGCUGGUGUGAAGAAAGAUGUCACGACCAGUAAAAAAGGCACAAAGGGUACUGAUUCAGCCUCAGAAACCGGAAGUGACAAGCCUGGUGUGAAGAAAGACAUCAAGACCAGUAAAAAAGGCACAAAGGGUACUGAUUCAGCCUCAGAAUCUGGAAAUGAAAAGGCUAGUGGGAAGAAGGAAGCCAAGACCAGUAAAAAAGGCCCAAAGGCUAAAGAUUCAGCCUCAGAAACAGGAAGUGAAAAGGCUGGUGGAAAAAAGGAAGCCAAGAGCAGUAAGAAAGGCUUAAAGGCUAAAGAGUCAGCCUCAGACAGCGGAAGUGAAAAGGCUGGUGGGAAGAAGGAAGCCAAGAGCAGUAAGAAAGGCUUAAAGGCUAAAGAGUCAGCCUCAGACAGCGGAAGUGAAAAGGCUGGUGGGAAGAAGGGAGUCAAGGGCAGUAAGAAAGGCUUAAAGGCUAAAGAGUCAGCCUCAGACAGCGGAAGUGAAAAGGCUGGUGGGAAGAAGGGAGUCAAGGGCAGUAAGAAAGGCUCAAAGGCUAAAGAUUCAGCCUCAGAAACCGGAAGUGAGAAGGCUGGUGGGAAGAAGGACGCCAAGGCAAGUAAAAAGGUCUCAAAGGAUAAAUCUUCAGCCUCAGAAUCUGGAGGUGAAAAGGCUGGUGGCAAGAAGGAAGCCAAGGCAAGUAAAAAGGUCUCAAAGGAUAAAUCUUCAGCCUCAGAAUCUGGAGGUGAAAAGGCUGGUGGCAAGAAGGAAGCCAAGGCAAGUAAAAAGGUCUCAAAGGACAAAGCUUCUCCCUCAGAAUCUGAAGUUGCAAAGGCUGGAGGGAAGAAGGAAGCCAAGGCAAGUAAGAAGGUCUCAAAGGACAAAGUUUCUGCCUCAGAAUCUGGAGGUGAAAAGGCUGGAGGGAAGAAGGAAGCCAAGGCAAGUAAGAAGGUCUCAAAGGACAAAGUUUCUGCCUCAGAAUCUGACGGUGAAAAGUCUGGUGGGAAGAAGGAAGCCAGGGCAAGUAAAAAGGGCUCAAAGGACAAAGCUUCUGCCUCAGAAUCUGGAGGUGAAAAGGCUGGUGGGAAGAAGGAAGCCAAAGCAGAUAAAAAAAGCCCAAAGCAGUCAAAAGAAACACUUGUAAGUAAAGCAGUUGACAAAGAUGUUGGAAAGAAAGAAGAAAAGUCAGUUAAACAGGGUUCAAAAGGCAAAGAUGUGGUUGCAGAUUCUGCAAGUGAAAAGGGAGAUGCAGGGAAAGAGGCCAAGAAGAAGGAAGAGAAAGAGAAAAAGAAAAAGGGAGAGGGAGAUGCAAAAGAGGGUAGUAAGAAAGAGAAGAAAGACAAGAAGGACAAGAAGGACAAGAAGGACAAAAAGGACAAGAAGGACAAGAAGGACAAGAAAGACAAGAAAGAAAAGAAAGACAAGAAAGAAAAGAAAGAAAAGAAGGCAAAGUAAGUCUUGGUUCAGAAAGCAAACCGAAGGUAAGAACUCCAAAGCAUAGUCAGUGAACCCAUUUUGAUAGUCUUAACAUUCAUCGUGAGAUAAAAGAAGUAUGCAAAGAUUAAUCAAACCAUUUAUUAAAGAGAAGGAAAAUUACACGGUGAAAUGAAAGUAUACUCAUGGAAUUAAAAAGAGGACUAAGAACGUUCAUAGGAUUCACUGAACCAUGUGGAAGAUACCCAUUUUAAAUGUGUAGCUAUGGAGGUAUUAAAGUAAAAUCACUAGGGAGAUUCAAAGAAUAUAUAAAUAAGAAUGCAGAAAAUAACAAUUGGAAAACAAACAACAACAAAAAAAACCCUACAAUAUUCCAUAAGGAUUUUGUUUUAAAGGCUUACAAGAAGGCUUGGUGCUGUGUCUAGCUUUAAUGAUGUGCAGCUGAGCUUGUACACCUAUGAAGCACAAUAGCCAAGAAAAGCCAAACAACGCUUAGACAACAGAACUUGAACUGAAUAAAUAUCAAAAAAUGGCUUCACAAGGAAAACAAGUAGAAGAGCAGGAAGAGAGGGAGGGGAUGAAGAGAAAGAUGGAAGGAAAGACAAGAGAGCAAAGAUCACCGUCCAUACGAAAAAGGAGGAAGGACACCUUGAGUUUGUUUACAGGACCAUCUGAGUUUCAAGUGCCCACAAUGACCCACCUGUCAUCCCUGAUGAACAUUUUUGGCAUCUUCAAUUCAAAAUGGCCACAACAGAACACUUGAUAUGACCACCAACGAUUGUUUCACAAAUCUCAAUUCCGGAAUCUAAGUCAGGGCCUCAUCUAAAGGUGAAUGUGAAAAGAAAAGAAGAUGAUGAAAUCAAAGAGACAACAUCAGCUCUGGAAAUGAGAAGCAAAAAAACCCCCAACAAACAAAAACAAAAAGAAAAAAACAACAGAAAUUUAUGAAGGUCAUUUAAGAAGUACAGCAGAACCCUGGCAAUGAAGACGUUGUAUAAUUUUAUUCAAAAUCUAUGGUAUACUAUGAAGAACUGUUCAAAAUUCUCAUUAUGGAAGAGUGCAACGUUUCAUUCUCUUGAUUAUCUUCAUGUCUGUGAAGUUGUCAGG